AUGAUGAGGAGAGAAGAUCUCUACAACGACAAUUACAUGGAAGAUUACCGUCGGAUGGAUGAGAAUGAUCUGUACGAAUCAGUGGGCCCGGACGAUUCAAUGGAGGAUGAGAGGGAUAUUGAUCAGAUCAUGGAGGAUUGGAGGGCAACAAAGGUGGAGCUCGAUGCGAAAGAAGGAAACAUGGGACCGGUGAGUCGGAAGCUCCCUCGCCUUCUACAUGAUAAAGAUAUAGAUGAUGAAAUUAAUUACAGGCACCUAAAGAGGUCUACUGCUGAUUUUAGGCUGCCAAGAGGACCAAGAAGCUAUGAUGAUACUGAUGGCGGAACACCAAGUUCACCUGGAAGAUCACAGAGAGGACAUUUAAGAGAUGAUGUGCCAAUGACUGAUCAAACUGAGGAUGAGCCUUAUGAGGAAGAAGACGAUGAUGAAGGAGAGUUUGAAAUUUAUCGUGUCCAAGGAACUUUGAGGGAGUGGGUUACCAGAGAUGAAGUGCACUGGUUCAUUGCUAAGAAAUUUAAGGAAUUCUUGCUUAUCUUGUUGCUUACUAAGUGGAUUGUUUUGAUUCAGAAGAACUUGGGGUUGUUUAAGAUGCUGUUGCCAAAGUGCUCUGAAGGGAUGGAGAUGUUGUGA
This is a messenger RNA of Magnolia sinica, 630 nucleotides long. Its product is annotated as DNA replication licensing factor MCM2-like. Gene Ontology annotation, biological process: DNA replication initiation. The transcript has 5 exons. Gene Ontology annotation, molecular function: ATP binding; DNA binding. Bases 1 to 630 code for a protein of 209 amino acids. Lineage: Eukaryota; Viridiplantae; Streptophyta; Magnoliopsida; Magnoliales; Magnoliaceae. Gene Ontology annotation, cellular component: MCM complex; nucleus. The record is from RefSeq and is a predicted model, not a curated record.